This is a messenger RNA of Carassius carassius (crucian carp), 965 nucleotides long. RefSeq lists its product as uncharacterized. Gene Ontology annotation, biological process: negative regulation of BMP signaling pathway. Gene Ontology annotation, cellular component: AMPA glutamate receptor complex. The record is from RefSeq and is a predicted model, not a curated record. Gene Ontology annotation, molecular function: protein binding. The coding region runs from base 192 to 860 and encodes 222 amino acids. The transcript is spliced from 3 exons. NCBI's taxonomy places the organism in Eukaryota, Metazoa, Chordata, Actinopteri, Cypriniformes, Cyprinidae.
UAACCCAGGAGGCGUAAAGUCCCUGUGCGCAACAACCUCCAAAGCGCACAGUCCAUCCUUACCAUGACAUGAAUUUUACACUUUAUGUAGUUUAGUUAAAUAGACGCGUGCAAUAGCAAGUUUUUAAACAUAACAGUCAUUCUUAUUUAUGCUGCAUUUGCAAGUCUUGGUUAGGGACUGAGAAGUUUUUGAUGAUGGGCAUGGCCGUACUCUGGGGUUCCCCGGUGAGUUUUCUUCUUCUUGUCUGGCUUACCCUGGUGAUCAGCGGCCAGUGUACUUUGGCUUUCUCGGUCGCUGGACAACAGGAGACGACCUGUGAGGCGAACGGCAGUGUUUAUUAUGUGGGCGAAUGGUACUUUUUAGACUCGGAUCAUUGCACCCAGUGCGAAUGUACAGCAGAAGGGUCUGCUUGCGCGCGGACCGAGUGCACAUCCCUGCCUGCCGCCUGCAUCCAUGUCAGCCAUUACCCGACAGACUGCUGCCCGAGAUGCGAGAAGAUCGGCUGCGAGCACGGGGGAGAAGUCUACGAACUGGGCCAGCAAUUUCAGCCGUCAGCGUGUGAGCAGUGCACCUGUCACAGCGACGGCAUCGCCCGCUGUCAGGUCGCAGACUGUGCCCCUCCACCAUGUGUUAAUCCAGUCUAUCAGACAGGAAAAUGCUGCCCUCAGUGCAAGGAUGGGCCCAACUGUUACGUGAAUGCCUCUAGGACCCAAGUGAUCCCUGGAGGUGAGCCAGUGUGGGUCGACUCCUGUACCAAAUGUCGAUGUCAUGACGGUCAGGAUGCGGGUUACUGGGAAGGCAACCGCUUGGCAACGUGUUCCCAUUUGCACAAUUGCCAGCCUGACAAGGGGCUAAACUGAGAAAAGAGAUCAAAAAUAGCGUCAUCUUUCAUCCUUCUUUAUACAAUGGAUAACAAACCUGGGCAGACAUUCCAACCACACUUGCAGAAGAAAGUGUGGUGGCUA